Babesia microti strain RI is the source of this 225-nucleotide messenger RNA. RefSeq lists its product as hypothetical. Bases 1 to 225 code for a protein of 74 amino acids. Lineage: Eukaryota; Apicomplexa; Aconoidasida; Piroplasmida; Babesiidae. The transcript has 3 exons. The record is from RefSeq and is a predicted model, not a curated record.
AUGUUGUGGCACCUAGUAACUAUAGAUCUAGGGAGAAAGGAUUGGUGUGAUAUUGUUAGGCGCAUUGUCGACUCCUCGCGUGAUUAUACGGUUGAGACCAAGGGUGAUAGCAUCUCAGUGAAAAUUUGUGCGGAUUCUCUAAAAACACUCAGACUUCGAGUUAACGCAUUUUAUGAGACCACAUAUUUGGUAGCCACAAUGCUGGAGACACUUAGUGACUCUUGA